AUGGAGAGAAGUUGUUUCCUCUUGUCAAUCACCUUCUUGCUGGUGCUGCAGCUGCAGUACAGUUCUCUAGGCACAGUAGGUGCAGCACAAACCAACAUCACCACGGACCAGUCUGCUCUUCUUGCUCUGAAAGCCCAUGUCACUAGUGACCCUCACAACAUCUUGGUCAAUUGGUCAACGACCACCUCCGUUUGCAAUUGGGCUGGCGUUGUUUGUGGUGCUCGUCACCUCAGAGUAGCAUCAUUGAAUCUCUCGUACAUGGAUCUCACAGGCACAAUUCCACCAUACUUAGGCAACCUCUCAUUUCUUGUUGAGCUGGACUUGAGAAACAACAGUUUUCAUGACACCCUGCCCCAUGAAUUGUCUUAUUUACGUCGCUUGAAGUUUAUUGGCUUAAGAUUCAAUAAUUUUAUGGGAUCCAUUCCAUUGUGGUUUGGGUCCUUCCCCAAACUUCAAAGAUUGGAUUUGUAUGGCAAUCAGUUUUCAGGUACCAUACCUUCGACUAUCUUCAACUUGUCUACAUUGCAAGACAUAAAUCUAAGCUAUAACAAACUAUCAGGUGCGAUACCCAGACAAAUAGGGAACUUAACAAUGUUGAAGACGAUAUACCUUGACUUCAACAAUUUCAAUGAAAUUCCAAAAGAGAUCGGCUUUUUACAUCAACUGAAGAAGUUGUAUGUGCAGUUGAAUGCCCUAAAAGGCCCUGUUCAUGUGGCUGUUUUCAACAUGUCUUCUUUGACUACGUUGACUCUAUAUGAAAACAACUUGAGUGGUGGUCUUCCGGACAAUAUAUGCCAAAAUCUUCCUAGUCUUCAAAUCUUGAAUUUGGGUGGCAACCAGUUUGAUGGUCCACUUCCAUCCAAAUUAUGGCAAUGCAAAGAGCUUCUUGUACUUAAUUUGGAGGAAAACAAUUUUAGUGGAAGCAUACCAAAGAAUAUUGGGAACUUAACAAUGAUGAAGGAGAUACACCUUAGCCAGAACACUUUGACAGGCACUAUUCCAUGGUCCUCAAUAUUCAAUAUCUCCACCAUCAGAGAACUGUCGCUUGCUACGAAUCAGCUAUCGGGUAGCCUCCCAGCAAACAUAGGUCUUGGGCUUCCAAACCUAAAAAUCCUCUAUAUAGGAGACAAUGACCUCAGCGGAGUAAUCCCUAACCUAUCCAAUGCUUCCAUGCUCACGGAGCUUGAUUUGGCGCGAAACUCAUUUACAGGGUUUAUUCCUAGCACGCUAUGUGCCUUAACAAACCUUCAGCGGCUUAACUUAGCCUCAAAUAAUUUGACGAUUGAUACUUCCACUAUCUCUUGUUUGGUUAAUCUUGGAAAUUUGACAUUUUUAGCCUUGUCAGCUAAUCCGUUAAAUGCGAGACUUGAUGAUUCCUUUCGGAAUUUCUCUACAUCAUCGCUUCAAUAUCUUUCUUUAUUCAAUUGCAACAUGAGGGGUAACAUUCCCAUUGGUAUUGGCAACUUGAGCAGCUUGGUAAUGUUAUCCAUGGGAGGCAAUCAAUUGAGUGGAUCAAUUCCAACUUCACUGAGAAGACUAGGGAAUCUCCAAGGUUUGUUCUUGGAUGAUAACAAGUUGCGAGGGUACAUCCCAUAUCAACUAUGUCAAUUAGAUAACCUAGCUUACUUAGAUUUGAGGGUUGUGACAAAGGUAGAUUUAUCAAAUAACAAUUUAUCUGGUAUCCUUCCAAGAACUAUUGGGGGUCUUCGGGAUUUGGUUAAUCUAUCCUUGGCAAAUAAUAAUUUGGAAGGCCCUAUUCCAAGUUCAUUUGACGGGUUGCUAAGCCUGCAACUCUUGGAUUUGUCCAUAAACAAUCUGUCUGGAGUGAUUCCCAAGUCUUUAGAAGCUCUGUCACUUCUCAAGUAUAUGGAUUUGUCUUUCAACAGGCUCCAAGGAGAAAUUCCAACUGGUGGACCGUUCCAAAACUUCUCCGCUCAAUCAUUUGUCUCAAACAAAGCACUCUGUGGUGCAGCCCGACUUCAGGUUCCACCAUGCAAAAAUGGUACACUUGAACCAAAUUGGAGGAAAGCUAAAUAUAUCAUCCCAGGGAUCAUAUCAGUAAUUCUCUUUGUGGCCUCUAUAUCUAUCUUUGUACUAUGCAGGAAAAGGAAUGUGGAAGUUGCAAAAGAGGCUACCUCGUUGCCUCAACUUCUUUGGAGAAGAGUUUCACAUCUAGAACUUCUAAGGGGCACAAAUGGAUUUAAUGAAAACAACCUACUUGGAAGUGGGGGUUUUGGUUCAGUAUAUAAAGGGACACUUUCAGAUGGAAUAGAUGUUGCAGUAAAGGUUUUUAGUUUACAGCUAGAAGGGGCUUUCAAGAGUUUUGAUAAGGAAUGUGAAAUGCUAAGCAAUAUUCGUCAUCGAAACCUUAUCAAAAUCAUCAGUUGUUGCAGUGAAAUUGAUUUCAAAGCCUUGGUACUCAAAUACAUGCCUAAUGGGAGCCUCGAGAAGUGGUUGUACUCUCAAAAUUCUUUGAAUAUCUUACAGAGGUUGAACAUAAUGAUAGAUGCUGCAUCUGCACUGGAAUACCUACACCAUGAGUAUGGAUUGGAAGGAAUGGUUUCAACAAGAGGGGAUGUGUACAGUUUCGGAAUUGUAGUGAUGGAAACAUUCACAAGAAGGAAGCCAACAGAUGAGAUGUUUGAUGGGGAAAUGAAUAUAAAGCAAUGGAUUGCAAACUCACUAGUAUUACCAAAUGCAAAGAUAGAUGAAGUUGUGGAUGCCAAUUUGCUUGGGAUUGGGACAAAGCAGGAAGAUGAUGAUCAUGUGAGGAAGAGGGAUUGCAUAUCAGCAAUUAUGAGAUUAGCUCUUACUUGCUGUGCAGAAUCACCAGAAGAGAGGAUAAGUAUAAAAGAAGCUAUAGCCACACUCAACAAAAUCAAGACAAAGUUUUUGAAGGACGCUGCUGCAAGAAGAGGCGUGCUAUUAAACUGUCCUCUUGUUCAGCAACGCUUCAAUUAA
Messenger RNA from Prunus avium (sweet cherry), 2961 nucleotides. The record is from RefSeq and is a predicted model, not a curated record. NCBI's taxonomy places the organism in Eukaryota, Viridiplantae, Streptophyta, Magnoliopsida, Rosales, Rosaceae.